Onthophagus taurus is the source of this 3356-nucleotide messenger RNA. NCBI's taxonomy places the organism in Eukaryota, Metazoa, Arthropoda, Insecta, Coleoptera, Scarabaeidae. The record is from RefSeq and is a predicted model, not a curated record.
UCACAUAACCUUAAAACGUCAAACGCAUGUUGAUCGUUUUAAAAUGGGUAAAAGAGGCUUUAAUUGGAAAGCUAGGCAAGUUGUUGAAGCUGAAAUCGAUAAUAACCCAACUAAGAAGAUUAAAUUAGAAAUUGAAUCGAAAGGAAACUACGACGAAAGCAACGAAUUAGUUCUCCCUUCAAUAAAAAGAACCACGAAAAUAAAGAAUAAAAAAGAACAACACGUAAAAAUUCUAAGUAAAAAGCAAAGAAAACGAUUGGAGAAGAUCGUCGAAAGAAAAGAAAAGAAAAAACAGCGUACCGAGCUUUUAGAUGAAUUAAUAAAAAUCCAAGCGAAACAAGAAGACUUAAAUCAACUCGUUUCGUUAUCGACAAUUCAAACUAAAGGAAUUAAGAAACAUUUCAUUGAAAGUAAACGCCCAAAAAGCGAUAAUAAAAUCGAAAAUAACUUUAAAAUCAACAGUAUAAAAGGGAGUCGAAAAAAAUUGUUGAAUUACGAAGAUAAUAAGCCUUUGUACGAUAAAAAUAACCCUAAUAUCGUUGGAUUAGACUCGGAGUCAAGUGAAUCGGAGAAUGAUUCAAAUUUAGAGUUAAAUGAAAAUGUGGAAGAUGAUGAAAUAAAAUUAGAUGAUGAUAAAAAUGAUGAUUUUAAAGAAAAGGAGAAAGAUAAAACCGAAAUGAAACGAAAAAAUGUUGAAAUUAAUUUAGAUAAGGUGGAGAAGAAACCUGCAAUUUUUGUUGAUGUUGUUCGUGAUGAAAAAAUUCAAGAAGCAAGGUUAAAAUUACCCAUUUUAGCGGAAGAACAAGUUAUUAUGGAGACGAUUAACGAAAAUUCCAUUAUUAUAAUAGCUGGAGAAACCGGUAGUGGUAAAACAACGCAAGUUCCCCAAUUUCUUUACGAAGCCGGUUACGCCUCAACCAAAACGAUUGCAAUAACGGAGCCUCGCCGAAUUGCAGCGAUUUCGAUGUCAAAACGAGUCGCAAAAGAACUCAGUUUAUCCGAAGACAUAGUUUCGUAUUUAAUCCGAUUCGAAGGAAACGUCACCGAUAAAACGAAAAUUAAAUUUAUGACCGACGGCGUUUUAUUGCGAGAAAUCAAAGAAGAUUUUUUAUUAACAAAGUACUCGGUUAUUAUUUUAGACGAAGCCCACGAACGAUCGGUUCACACGGAUAUAUUAAUCGGAUUUUUGAGCCGAAUCGUACCUUUACGAAAUAAACGAGGAGAUUUUUUAAAAUUGAUCAUCAUGUCGGCUACUUUACGAUUAAAAGAUUUUACGGAAAAUCCGAGAUUAUUUAAGAUAUCUCCUCCGGUUAUUAAUGUUGAAGCUCGGCAAUUUCCGGUUACCGUUCAUUUUAAUCGGAGAACUAACGAUGAUUAUUUAAAGGAGAGUUUGAGGAAAGUUGCGAAAAUCCACGGGGAAUUACCGGAAGGGGGGAUUUUGGUUUUUUUGACUGGGCGAAGAGAGGUUACGGCUUUGGUGGGGAAAUUAAAAAAGAUGUUUCCGGUUAAAAAUAAAAAUUUGAAGCUUAAAGGGGAAAGAAAUUUAAAAAAGAAGGUUAAAAUUGUGCCAAAAAUUGAUUUGGACGAUUUUGAUGUUAUAAAUGAUGAAGAUGUGGGGUUAAGCGACGAAGAAUUUGAUUUAGAUGAUUCGGAAAUUGUUAAAACGGGUGAUCCUUUAUGGGUUUUACCCCUUUAUUCGCAAUUAAACGCCGAUAAACAACUCGAAGUGUUUAAAAAUCCCCCAGAAGGGUGUCGAUUAUGCGUCAUUUCAACGAAUAUAUCCGAAACUAGCUUAACAAUACCUAAUAUUAAAUAUGUCGUUGAUUCGGGGAAGACCAAAAUUAAGCUUUACGAUAAAAUAACGGGAACUUCGCGGUUUUUGGUGACUUGGACGAGUAAAGCUUCGGCUAAUCAACGCGCGGGGAGAGCGGGGAGAACUUCCCCCGGACAUUGUUACCGAUUAUACUCAAGCGCGGUUUUUAAUGAUGUUUUUAAAGACUUUGAGAGGCCCGAAAUACAAGAAAAACCCGCCGAUGACUUGUAUUUAUACAUGAAAUGUAUGGGGAUCGACAAAAUAAUCAAUUUCCCGUUCCCCACAGCCCCCGAUUUGAUGCAAUUAAAAUCAGCCGAGCGGACAUUAGAAAUUUUAGGCUUAAUCGACAACAAAAGAAUCACCGAAUUAGGAAAAGUCGUCUCAAAAUACCCCGUUUUACCCCGAUUCGGAAAAAUGCUAGCUUUAAGCAACCAAUUCGAUUUAUUACCAUACACAAUCCUAUUAAUCUCCGCAUUAAGCGUCCAAGAACUAUUCAAAAACGACUCAAUCACAACAUACAACAAAAUGGCAAAAAAUCACCUAAAAACAGGAAACUUUUAUUUACUCGGCGACCUAAUGAUCCUAUUAACAACGAUAGGUGGAGCUGAAAUCGCAAAUUUACAAGGAAAAUUAACCAAAUUUUGCUCAACCUUUAAUUUACGCGAAAAAGCAAUAAAAGAAAUCAGAAAAAUCCGUUUACAAUUAACGAAAGAGAUCAAUUUAAAUCACUCCGAUUUAAAUUUAAAUUUGACAGUUGAUCCGAAUUUAACCCCACCUAGCGAUUUGCAAGCGAAGUUAUUGCGUCAAAUCGUUUUAUCGGGAAUGGGGGAUAAAAUUGCGCAAAAAAUCGAAAUUAAUAACAACCUCCCUAACGAUCAAAAGAAAUUAUUAAAAAACGCGUAUCGAACUGAAUUUUUAGAAGAACCAGUUUUUUUAUCGAAAAAAUCGAUUUUUAAACCACCUCUACCCGAAUUUAUCACAUUUCAAGAACUCUACGAAACCGAUUCGAACGAAAAGAUUUAUUUAAGAACGGUUUCUUCGAUUGAACCCGAAUGGUUGGUGAGUUUUGUGCCGAAAUUAUGUAAUUUGAGUGAGCCUUUAAAUGAUCCCGAGCCGAGUUAUGAUGAGAAAAGUGGAAAAAUUCGGUGUAAAGUUACUGGGACUUUUGGAAAAGGAGGAUUUGUGCUUCCCGGGGUGAUUGAAAUCGAUUUUCCCGAUUCUUCGCAAAUUUAUAAAUGGUUUGGACGGUAUUUUUUGGAAGGAUUGGUUUGUGGGAGAUUGAAAAAGUUUUCGCGGAGUUUGUUAAAUCCGAGUUAUACGGUGGUUAAACCGUGGGCUAAAUUGCAACCGAAAGUGGUGAGGUUGGUGCAGAAAUUAGCGGGGGAUAAAGUCGAUUGCAAAUUAAAAUUGGAACAAGAAUUUAAAAGGAAUAAAAAUUAUCUUUUAGAAGAAUAUUUAAUGUGGUUACCACAAAGUUUACAUGGACAAGUUACUUUAUUAUGGCCCCCACUUUAAUUUAGAUUAAUAAAAAUGUUUUUAUAAA